Trichoderma breve is the source of this 1320-nucleotide messenger RNA. RefSeq names its product major facilitator superfamily domain-containing protein. NCBI's taxonomy places the organism in Eukaryota, Fungi, Ascomycota, Sordariomycetes, Hypocreales, Hypocreaceae. Gene Ontology annotation, molecular function: transmembrane transporter activity. The record is from RefSeq and is a predicted model, not a curated record. The coding region runs from base 1 to 1320 and encodes 439 amino acids. The transcript is spliced from 3 exons. Gene Ontology annotation, biological process: transmembrane transport. Gene Ontology annotation, cellular component: fungal-type vacuole membrane.
AUGACGCUACGAGAUGAUGAGAAAGAUGCCUCCUCCCAUGGACCUGUUGCCGUCCAGGAGACCAGUGUCCUCGGCAACACCACUUCCAACAAUGACAACAACUCGUCACCAAUUGUCAUAAACACUGCUCAUGACGUCGAGCUGGCGGAAGAGGAAAAAGAUUACGGACCUCCCCCAGACGGCGGUCUCCAAGCGUGGCUCCAGGUCCUCGCAACACACCUCAUCAACGCCAUGACCUGGGGCUACGCUGCCUCUUUCGGCGUCUACCAGCUGUACUACGUCGAGACACUCGGCCUCCCAGCGUCCCAAGUCUCGUGGAUCGGCUCCGUGCAAAUCUUCUUCACCUAUGUCAUCUGCGCCGUGUCCGGCCGCCUCGCCGACGCGGGCUACACGCGCGAGACGGUCGCGGUAGGCACCUUCAUGGCCGUCUUCGGCACCUUCAUGACCAGCCUGGCGACGACGUACUGGCAAAUCUUCCUCGCCCAGGGCGUGUGCAUCGGCUUCGGCCUGGGCGUGGCCUUCAUGCCGGCCAUCUCCGUGCUGAGCUCCUACUUCGACAAGAACAGGGCCUUUGCGCUGGCCGUCUCGGCGGUCGGCACCUCGAUUGGCUUCCCCUGGGCGGUGCGCUGCGCGGGUUUCCUGGCGCUGGCCAUGGCCGUGACUGCAAAUAUCCUGCUCAAGCCAAGGUUGCCGCCGCGCAAGUCGGGCCCUCUGUUUGAGAUUGGCGCCUUCUCGGAGCUGCCGUACCUCUUGUUCUCCAUGGCUGCGUUUGUAUACUUUUAUGCUCUCUACUUUGUCUUCUUCUAUAUUAACAGUUACGCCCGUAACGUCAUUGGCUUCUCCAACGUUGACUCCAUCAAUCUCCUCAUUAUCACGAAUGCCAUGGGCAUUCCCGCGCGGCCGAUUGUAGGAUUCCUCGCGGACAGAUACACCGGCCCCAUCAAUCUCUUCGUCACGGCCACCUUUGUGGUAAGCAUAAUGCUGUACUCCUGGAUCGGAGUCACAACCCGGACGGGCAUGUAUGUCUUUAGCGUUGUCUACGGCUUAUCUAUCGGGGCCAACCAGGGCACGUUUGUCGCGUCCCUGACGAGCUUAACCAAAGACCCGCAGAAGAUGGGCAUUCGGUUUGGCAUGGUAGAAACGCUGUGCUCGCUGGCAACGGUGGCCGGAGCUCCAACCGCAGGCGCCAUUAUCGACCACAACAACGGCGACUUUUUCUGGGCACAGAUAUGGGGAGGAACUGUCAUGGCUGCAGCAGCGGUCAUCUUUGUAGCAUGUCGCAUAUCUGUGACCGGAUGGAGAUUCAAAGUCAAGGUUUAG